Messenger RNA from Cantharellus anzutake, 2880 nucleotides. RefSeq names its product putative DNA mismatch repair protein MSH2. Gene Ontology annotation, molecular function: ATP-dependent DNA damage sensor activity; ATP binding; mismatched DNA binding. The transcript has 21 exons. Gene Ontology annotation, cellular component: nucleus; MutSalpha complex. Gene Ontology annotation, biological process: mismatch repair; mitotic recombination. The coding region runs from base 1 to 2880 and encodes 959 amino acids. The record is from RefSeq and is a predicted model, not a curated record. NCBI's taxonomy places the organism in Eukaryota, Fungi, Basidiomycota, Agaricomycetes, Cantharellales, Hydnaceae.
AUGUACCAAGUCAAAGAGAAGGCGGAGAAUGGAGACGCCAGCGAACUUGGUUUUGUGUCAUUUUACAAGAAAUUACCUUCAAAAGGGGAGGACACCAUACGUUUGUUCGAGCGGCAGUCGGGAGAUUACUACACCGUGCAUGGCCCAGACGCAAUUUAUGUUGCUACUCAUGUGUUCCGAACUCAUUCGGUCAUAAAGUACUGGGGAAGGCAACCAGACUCCCUCCCUACCGUAAACCUGACACAGGCAGCAGCAAAGUCGUUUUUGCGCGAGGGACUAACCGCAAAACAGCUCAAGAUCGAAAUUUGGACUACUGAAGGUGGCAAGAAAAGUGGGAAGUUCGAUCUCUCUAAGAAGGCUUCCCCGGGAAAUCUUCAAGACGUCGAAGAAUUAUUAUUCGCUAAUUCUGAUAUUCUGUCCGCACCCGUCAUCAUGUCGAUCAAGCUCUCGAAGAAGGAUAAUCUUAAUAAUGUCGGAGUCGCUUUCGCGGAUGCCACCGUGAGACAAAUUGGCGUGUCAGAGUAUGUCGACAAUGAUUUGUUGUCUAAUACCGAAUCACUCCUCAUCCAACUUGGAGUGAAGGAGUGUUUGGUCCAGUCCGAUCCAAAAGAGAAAGACAUAGAAUUAGGGAAACUGCGUGUUAUAUUAGACCGUUGCAGCAUUGUGAUGACCGAGAGAAAAUCAUCCGAAUUUGCUACUCACAACAUUGAACAGGAUCUCAACCGGCUACUCAAAGGGGAAACUUCUGCUGCUACCCGACCUGAAUUUGAUUUAAAAGUUGCAAUGGGCGCCACGGCGGCCCUCAUCUCAUACCUCUCUCUCACUCACGACGAUUCAAAUCAUGCACAGUACGCUCUGGUGAGGCACGACCUAUCUCAGUAUAUGCGCUUGGAUGCAUCUGCUUUGCGCGCGCUCAACCUCAUACCGAGCACCCAUGAAGUGGGGCAGAGCAAGAACAUGACUCUUUUCGGUAUAUUGAAUCGGUGUAAAACUGCUCAGGGUGUUCGCCUUCUUGGCCAGUGGCUCAAGCAGCCCUUUGACAAUGGCCAUAUGAAUGUCAUGGCGUUUGCAGUCAAACGUCAAGACCUGGUAGAAGUUUUGGUGCAGGACAACAACUCGCGACACAUCUUGCGGGAUGACUUCUUAAAGCCUAUGCCCGACAUGCGCCGCCUGACCAAGCGAUUUCAACGAUCUAUUGCUUCGUUGGAGGAUGUCGUGCGAGUAUACCAAGCAAUACUCAAGGUGCGUGUUCUUUUUCCCAUGCUUGGGCCCAUCUCAGCUCGCCAUUUCCAGCUCAAUGGGCUCGAACAUGUGGAGACGCUGGGGAGAUAUGCGGACAUGGUCGAGCAGACCAUUGAUUUAGAGGAACUUGAUCGCCACAACUAUGUCAUCAAGCCUGAAUAUAAUGCGCGAUUGCAAGAAUUAACCGAGCAUCUUUCCAAUGCUCGAGAUGCCCUAGAUAAGGAACAUCGACGGGUUGGGAAAGAUUUGGACCUCGACCUUGACAAGAAGCUGCAUUUAGAGAACAAUCCAACUUGGGGCUAUUGUUUCCGACUGUCGAAAGGAGAUGCCAAGGCAAUCCACAACAAUCGCAACUAUAUCGAAUUAACCACUCAAAAGUCGGGGACCUUCUUCACAACGAAAACCAUGAAAGAAGUGGCAUCAUCGUUCCGAGAUUACAGUGAGGAGUAUCAGAAAGAGCAAAGCAGCCUUGUUAAAGAAGUUGUCAGCAUUGCUGCGACAUACACACCUGUUCUGGAAGCUCUAGAUGAUCUUUUGGCAGAUCUAGACUGUAUUGCCAGCAUGGCAGAAGCAUCCGUGUCUGCGCCGACACCCUAUGUCAAGCCUACAGUACUGGAUAAAGGUGGAGGCGAUCUCAUCCUCAAGGAGGCCCGACAUCCUUGUCUUGAAGUACAAGAUGAGAUUAGUUUCAUUCCGAAUGAUGUCUCGCUGGUGAAAGGGAAAAGCGAUUUCUUAAUCAUUACUGGGCCAAACAUGGGAGGGAAGUCAACCUAUAUCCGUCAGGUGGGAGUGGUCGCAUUAAUGGCACAAAUAGGGUGUUUCGUGCCAUGCGAAGAGGCACAGCUACCUGUGUUCGAUUCGAUUUUAUGCCGUGUCGGGGCCGGCGACAGUCAACUUAAAGGUGUAUCCACCUUCAUGGCAGAAAUGCUUGAAACUGCUACGAUUUUGAAGUCUGCUACUCAGGACUCUCUGAUUAUUAUCGAUGAACUCGGCAGGGGGACUUCCACAUACGAUGGGUUUGGUCUUGCUUGGGCGAUAUCGGAGCACAUUACCACAGAAAUACAUGCAUUCUGCCUUUUUGCCACACACUUCCACGAGCUCACUGCCCUAGCUCAAGAAGCACCUCAGGUUCAAAAUCUACACGUUGUAGCUCACGUCACUGCCCGAGACAGCGCUAAAAGCAAGCAUGAUCGUGACAUCACACUCCUAUACAAGGUGGAGCCAGGAGUCUGCGACCAAAGUUUCGGUAUUCACGUUGCCGAAUUGGCGAAUUUCCCAGAAAAUGUGGUGAAGUUAGCGAAGCGCAAGGCAGAAGAAUUAGAAGAUUUCGGAGGUACGUAUAAUUACGAUGCUGAUCACGAAAGGCCGGCUCAAUGCGAUCUUGUAGAAACCACCCACUUCGAACCAAGCAAGUACUCGCGUCAAGAAAUGGAGGAGGGCGCCAAGCUUGUUGAAGAGGUCUUCCGGACGUGGACAGCUCAAAAAUCCGGUCAAACUGGCGAAGACGUCGUCAUGAGUGAGGCUAUUGAAGGCGAUGAAAACGCAGCGCAACUUCAGCAAUUGCGUGCUAUCUUCGAUCAAUACAGGCCUAGGAUUGAAGCCAAUCCCUGGUGCCGCGAAAUUAUCGAAUCGCUAUGA